UCGGCAGAAUUCGGCAGGGUUCGGAUAUCUCCGGGGAUUCAAGAACGGAGCGCGCCGCCCGUCACCCGUCCCUUUCAGUGGGACUUUUCUCAUGCUGGACCGCCCCGCCCACCCAAUUGGCACGCCAUCCAACUGUGCCACCCGGAAGCCGUGGUUUCCCCUCCUCCGCACGCAGGCGACAUCAUGGCGACGCCCCCCAAACGGCGGGCCUUGGAAACGGUCGGAGAGAAAGUGCUGCGGUGCGAGGCCUUCAUCAGUGAUGUACUGCAGCGAGACUUGCAAAAGGUGCUGGAUCAUCGAGACAAGGUAUAUGAGCAGCUGUCUGUAUACCUUCAACUGAGAAAUGUCAUUGAGCGACUCCAGGAAACUAACCAUUCGGAGUUAUAUAUGCAGGUGGAUUUGGGCUGUAACUUCUUCGUUGACACAGUGGUCCCAGAUACAUCACGCAUCUAUGUGGCCCUGGGAUACGGUUUUUUCCUGGAGUUGACACUGGCUGAAGCUCUCAAGUUCAUUGACCGAAAGAGUUCUCUCCUCACAGAGCUCAGCGACAGCCUCACCAAGGACUCCAUGAAUAUCAAGGCCCAUAUCCACAUGAUGCUAGAGGGACUUAGAGAACUACAAGGCCUGCAGAACUUCCCAGAGCCAUCUCCCCAUUGACUGCUUCUUCCCAUCUAAUAUUAAAGAGCCGAAUGCCUUGGAA
Microtus oregoni (creeping vole) is the source of this 700-nucleotide messenger RNA. It is a transcript of the gene Uxt, whose product is annotated as ubiquitously expressed prefoldin like chaperone. NCBI's taxonomy places the organism in Eukaryota, Metazoa, Chordata, Mammalia, Rodentia, Cricetidae. The record is from RefSeq and is a predicted model, not a curated record. Gene Ontology annotation, biological process: negative regulation of transcription by RNA polymerase II. Gene Ontology annotation, molecular function: transcription corepressor activity. The transcript is spliced from 6 exons. The coding region runs from base 184 to 657 and encodes 157 amino acids.